Molecule: messenger RNA, 1230 nt
Organism: Neltuma alba
Lineage: Eukaryota; Viridiplantae; Streptophyta; Magnoliopsida; Fabales; Fabaceae
Exons: 8
Coding region: 17-1021 (334 amino acids)
Source: RefSeq, a predicted model, not a curated record
CCAGACGUUGCGUAAAAUGACAAAUAUGCCACUCUAUCACCCGAUUCAGCAUCCUCCAUCCAUCGCCAUCUCCAACUCCGGCGACCAAACUCCAUCCCCGGCCACUCCCUUGAUGUACAUCUCUCUACCGCUCUCGCCCUCUCCCGCAGUCGUGUCUCACGCGUGGCAUCGACGCACCUUUCUCUCCGUCUCACACUCCUCUCCACUCUCGUCUACUCCUUUUACUUCUCUAUUCAAAUCCUGUCUCCGGCGACCAUCUAAAAUUUCCAUGUCUUCCGAUGGCAUCCGAUUAGCUUCUCCGGCUAAGCAGCUAGAUAUCUGGGAACUGAACGAUGAAUCCGAUUUUGAAACUCUUCUGUCACCCGAUGGCUACCUGUCCAUCUGCGGCUUCGGAUCCCUCCUUUCAGAGAGAAGUGCCAGAAGUACUUUCCCGGAUUUGGUGAACUUCAGAGUUGCGAGAUUGAAUGGGUUUCGACGGGUGUUUGCUCACGUAGCCCCGGUUUUCUUUGAGCGUGGCAUUGCCAAGCCAGAAACUAAGGAGAUUUCCAGCUUGAGUGUGGAGCCAUGUGUAGCAGAAACUCUUAUUGUAACAGUCUUUGAGAUCACAAAAUCAGAGAUUCCAGCUUAUAUGAGGAGGGAGCUCGAGUUUCGGUUUCUUGCUGUUCUUCCUGAAACGCUUGAUGGGACAUCUUUUGACUAUCCAGCGGUCCUUUGCGCUCGUUAUAGUGAUGAAGAGUUCUUCAACAUUAGAUGUAAAGGAAGCAAGGAAAUCUAUUUUCAGCAAUAUGGACGAUGGAAUAUUGAUCGGAUUUGGAGAGAUGAUGUCUUACCUUGUCGUGUUUAUCUUCGACACUGUGUGUUGGCAGCAAAAAAUCUUGGCGACGAGGCUUACAACAAUUUCAUGGAUCACACCUAUCUAGCCGACCGUAAAACAACAAUUCGCAAGUAUCUGGCAACAACGGGUUCUGGGAUCAUGGAAGAGGAGCCUCCAGUUUCCCUCAAGCAACGCUAUGGUGGUUGAUAAUCUAAUCCAAAUUGUAGUUGUCCAUUUGCUGCAAAAAUAUGGUCUUUCUGAUGUGUUGGGUGGUGGCAGAAAGAAAGAUGUGUUCGCCGUCAUGAUGUUUAUGGUUGAUGGAACAUUCUUGGCCUAAAUAUACUUGUGAUCUUUCUUGCAUGAAUUUUUCCCUAUGUUUCUUAAAUUUGAUUGAUUACAAUUAGGUUCUUCAAAAA